Rhinichthys klamathensis goyatoka is the source of this 912-nucleotide messenger RNA. It is a transcript of the gene prdx1, whose product is annotated as peroxiredoxin 1. The transcript is spliced from 6 exons. Gene Ontology annotation, biological process: response to oxidative stress; hydrogen peroxide catabolic process; removal of superoxide radicals. Gene Ontology annotation, molecular function: thioredoxin peroxidase activity. Gene Ontology annotation, cellular component: cytosol. NCBI's taxonomy places the organism in Eukaryota, Metazoa, Chordata, Actinopteri, Cypriniformes, Leuciscidae. The record is from RefSeq and is a predicted model, not a curated record. Bases 86 to 685 code for a protein of 199 amino acids.
UAAACACCAACCACUGCCGUGAGAGUUCAACUUCACACUCAUUCAUUAACAGAGACAGUAGGAUUUUGGAAGACAGCCGAAGAAAAUGGCAGCUGGAAAAGCACAUAUUGGCAAGCCUGCUCCAGACUUCACAGCCAAAGCUGUGAUGCCAGAUGGACAGUUUAAAGAUCUCAGUUUGUCUGACUACAAAGGAAAGUAUGUUGUAUUAUUCUUCUAUCCAUUGGAUUUCACCUUUGUUUGCCCCACUGAGAUCAUCGCCUUCAGUGAUGCGGCCGAGGAGUUUGGGAAAAUCAACUGUGAGGUCAUUGGUGCCUCUGUUGAUUCCCACUUCUGUCAUCUUGCCUGGAUAAACACACCUCGGAAACAAGGUGGUUUAGGACAUAUGAAGGUCCCUCUGGUGGCAGAUUCCCUCCACUCCAUAUCUCAAGACUAUGGUGUACUGAAGGAAGAUGAGGGUAUUGCAUACAGAGGUCUUUUCAUCAUUGAUGACAAAGGCAUCCUGAGGCAGAUAACCAUCAAUGACCUGCCAGUGGGCCGCUCUAUUGAUGAAACCCUGCGCUUGGUGCAGGCCUUUCAGUUUACUGAUAAACAUGGAGAAGUUUGCCCAGCCGGAUGGAAGCCCGGAAAAGACACAAUCAAGCCCGACGUCCAGCAGAGCAAAGACUACUUCUCCAAACAACAAUAAAAAACACACUAGACUGUGCAGCAUUGUGUAAGAAUGGUAAUAAUAUUUAUAGUGAUAUUGUGUGAAGUUAUAGGACCAAAGUGUUUCAUACUCAAAACUACCUGAAAUAUACUGUAACAUUCGAGCUAGUAUGUAUAAUGUGUCUUCCCGUCCUUUCUGUUGUGAAAAGAGAUUGUAUUGUCAACAAAUUGUUGCAUUUCAAACAAUAAACCAUUUUUAACUAUAAA